Exophiala bonariae is the source of this 1653-nucleotide messenger RNA. It is a transcript of the gene ICL1, whose product is annotated as isocitrate lyase 1. Gene Ontology annotation, biological process: carboxylic acid metabolic process. The coding region runs from base 1 to 1653 and encodes 550 amino acids. The transcript has 3 exons. NCBI's taxonomy places the organism in Eukaryota, Fungi, Ascomycota, Eurotiomycetes, Chaetothyriales, Herpotrichiellaceae. Gene Ontology annotation, molecular function: isocitrate lyase activity. The record is from RefSeq and is a predicted model, not a curated record.
AUGACAUCAGUCUUGAACAAGCUCGUCGACACUUUCAAAAUGGGUUCCAUUGACGAGGAAGAAAGACAAUACCUCCAGGACGUCGAAGCCGUCAAGCAAUGGUGGACCGACUCCAGAUGGCGUUACACCAAGCGACCGUUCACGGCUGAGCAAAUCGUGCAGAAACGAGGCACCAUCAAGAUCCAAUAUCCUAGCAACUCGCAGGCGAAGAAGCUAUGGGGACUUGUUGAAAAUCGCUUUGCUACCAAAACCGCCUCUGCCACAUAUGGUUGUCUCGAACCCACUAUGCUCACUCAAAUGAAUAAAUACCUCGACACUGUCUACGUCUCCGGAUGGCAAUCCUCAUCUACUGCAUCGUCGACCGAUGAGCCAUCCCCAGAUUUGGCCGAUUACCCCAUGAACACUGUCCCCAACAAGGUCCAACACUUGUUCAUGGCCCAACUGUUCCACGAUCGCAAACAAAGAGAAGAGCGUCUGACGACACCCAAAGAGAAGAGAGGAUCCGUGGCCAACGUGGACUACCUCCGACCGAUCGUGGCUGAUGCAGACACCGGUCACGGUGGUUUGACCGCCGUCAUGAAACUCACCAAGCUCUUCGUCGAGAAAGGUGCCGCCGGCAUCCAUAUUGAAGAUCAAGCUCCCGGCACGAAAAAGUGCGGCCACAUGGCCGGCAAAGUGCUUGUCCCCAUCUCCGAACACAUCAACCGUCUUGUUGCCAUCCGUGCUCAGGCCGACAUUAUGGGUGUCGAUCUCCUUGCCAUUGCACGGACGGAUUCCGAGGCCGCCACACUCAUCAGCUCCAACAUCGACCACCGAGACCACGGUUUCAUCCUGGGCUCAACCAACGCCAACCUACAACCUCUCAAUGAUCUGAUGACGGCAGCCGAACGAUCCGGAAGAGCUGGCGACGAGCUCCAGUCCAUCGAGGAUCGAUGGACUGCGGAGGCGGGCCUGAAACUCUUCGACGACGCCGUCAUCGACGCCAUCAAUGCUGGUGUGCACGUCGACAAGAGCGCACUGAUCGCCAAAUACAAGCAGGCCGCUGCUGGCAAGCCCAACAGUGAAGCCCGCGCCAUCGCAAAGGGCCUCACCGGUGUUGACAUCCACUGGGACUGGGAUGCCCCACGGACCCGUGAGGGCUACUACCGCUACCAGGGCGGCUGCCCGAGUGCCAUCAACCGUGCCAUUGCCUACGCCCCAUACUCAGAUCUGAUCUGGAUGGAGAGCAAGCUUCCCGACUAUGAGCAAGCCAAGGAAUUCGCAGACGGUGUCCACUCUGUGUGGCCCGAGCAAAAACUCGCAUACAACCUCUCCCCCUCGUUCAACUGGAAGUCCGCGAUGGCGGCCAAAGACCAAGAAACCUACAUCCAACGCCUCGCGGAGCUCGGCUACUGCUGGCAAUUCAUCACGCUGGCAGGUCUGCACUCGACGGCAUUGAUCUCAGACCAGUUCGCCAAGGCGUUUGCGCAGCGCGGCAUGCGUGCCUACGGCGAGUUGAUCCAGGAGCCCGAGAUGGAAGGGAAAGUCGAUGUCGUCACGCAUCAGAAGUGGAGCGGUGCCAACUACGUGGACAACCUGCUCAAGAUGGUCACUGGUGGCGUGAGCUCCACGAGUGCCAUGGGUAAGGGUGUGACUGAGGAUCAGUUUCAUUGA